CUUGGUGGUUGCAGCGAGAUGCGCACAGCUCCCCUGGGUGUGUCCGUAGCCGUUUUGGCUCCAGCAACCGCGGCCCGAGACCCCCCGGCCCCCGCGCGCGCCGCCGUUGGGGCCGCGCCCUUCCGGGCCGCCCCAGCGGGCGCUCGCCCGACACCCGGGGCUGGGAGUGCUCCCGCGCGGACCCUCGGCCGGCGGGCCUCUCGCUGGCCAGAGCCGGACGCGCCGCCGGAGGUGGAGCACGCGGCGCCGUUGCGGGAACACGCGCCGCGGAGCAUGGCGGGCGCGCCCGACGAGCAGCUGCCGAGCGAGCUGCGGGAGGCCGUCGAAGAGCACCGGCCCGCCCUGCGGGAGGCGAUUGCGCAGCUGAAGGCGGAACUGCGGCUGGGCGUGGGGGCGGCGCUGGAGUUCUUCGGGGGAGGAGAUCGCGAGGUUGGCGCAGGCCGAGUCGUUGGAGGGCCACGCCUCGCGCGAUUGCGCGGCGGCGGCGGCGCCCGAGGGGUGCGCGCGCUCGGAUCCCAAGGCCCGUGCCCGUCAGCGCGGCCUCGGGCACGUGGCCGAGGGCGAGGACCGCGGCGAGCCCAGCGGCGGGGCCCGCGGCGACGUGGAGCGGCAGACGUCAGGGGCGCGCGACUCCAACGGCAUCGUCGAGGCCCAGAACUCGAGCCAGAAGUCGACGAGCGUGGAGGACCGCGGCGAGCCCCACGGCGGGGCUCGCGGCGUCGUGGAGCGGCAGGUGUUAGAGGCGUGCGAGGCUGAGAACGUCGAGGUCCGAAAGUUGAGCCGCACAUUGACAAGGACGGAGGCGAACUUCAACGGUUUCAAGGCCCACAGCCUCCUGAGGGACUACAAUGAUGGCAGAGGUUUCUCACGCGGUUCCGAGUUCAACCGGAAAUGGGUCAGCAAGCUCAUGCUGAAGUAUCAAUCGAUGGGUGCCACGCCGAACUUGUUCCCGUUCCACGGCGCGGAGGAGCUGAGGACCCGCCUGUAUCGGGUGCGCAGGAACUCCUUCGACUAUUCCAUGGCUGCCAUCAUCGUUAUGAGCGCCAUCUAUUUGGGAAAUCAAACUGCGUGGGUUCUGCAUAGCGUUCUGGAGCAUGGCCACAUAGACAACGGCCAAAGAUGGUUUUGGCUAGCGGGCGACAUUGCAUUCGCGCUCGUGCUCUUAGUCGAGCUGACCCUCCGGAUUUUCGCCUACCAGGUCAAGUUCUUCACGGGAAGUCAGAGGUGGUGGAACGCAUUCGACUGCUUCACGAUGAGCGCCGCGAUCGCCGCGGUCCUGCUGGACCUGUUCCGGGUCCCGGAUAGCUUUGGCGUCGACCUCCUAAAAGUGGUGCGCCUCGCCCGAAUAGCGCGGAGCCUGAGAGCAUCCAACUCUAAGAUCUUCCACGCCCUGAAGACUCUGAGCUACACCGUUGCUGGGAGUGCAAACGCAUUCUUGUCCGCCAUAUUUCUUUUGGCGGUUGUCAUAUUUGUAUUUUGCGUCAUGUUCAUGCAGGGGCUGCAGUCGUGGGUUCUUCGGAAUGAUGGGAGCGAUGCGGAUACGAGGGCCGGGCUGGUUGAGUUUUUUGGAUCUGGUACGACAGCGUUUCUUACGCUUCUGGCGUGCGUCACUGGUGGAGUAAACUGGAUGGACGUGUCGAACGCGCUGUUGAGCAUGGGCCCUUUCCACGCGUGGUUUUUCGUUCUGUUCAUCGUGUUCACAGUGCUCUGCGUCUUGAACAUUUUGAAUGGUGUUUUCGUAAAUGUCGCCAUCGUCUCUGCCCAGACGAACAAGGAGCUGGCCGUGGACAGAGCCUAUGAUCGAGCAGAUGGCGCAGUGGUUCGCCGAGGCGGACAAGGACCGCUCGCGCACCGUGUCGUGGCAGGAGCUGCGGAAUCUGCUUGCAGAGGAUACCGUGCGUGCGUUCCUGCAAGCUAACAAGAUCGAUGUCGCAAGCGCCGGCCACAUCUUCUUGCUCCUGGACCGGCAAGGUCGCGGGGAGAUCAGGCCCGAAGAGUUUGUGGAUAACCUGAUCACACUGCAGGGCGAGGCCGAGGCCAUCGAUCUGGCAUCGCUCCAGCUGGCGUGUGAGGACAUGGCGCAGCGGGUCAUCGAGAUGGAGCAGGCGCUCUUCGACGGCCUCGGCUUGCGGCCUGGCGCGCGGUCUCGAUCGACGCGACGGCCUCGCCUGACGCGCCCGUCGGAUGCGGAAGGCCAGGAGAGGG
This is a messenger RNA of Prorocentrum cordatum, 2205 nucleotides long. Lineage: Eukaryota; Dinophyceae; Prorocentrales; Prorocentraceae. The record is from the annotation of a GenBank genome assembly.